Molecule: messenger RNA, 2301 nt
Organism: Telopea speciosissima
Lineage: Eukaryota; Viridiplantae; Streptophyta; Magnoliopsida; Proteales; Proteaceae
Product: probable LRR receptor-like serine/threonine-protein kinase At3g47570
Exons: 6
Biological process (GO): protein phosphorylation
Molecular function (GO): ATP binding; protein kinase activity; protein binding
Source: RefSeq, a predicted model, not a curated record
UUACAUGGAAACAAAUUCACAGGGCCAAUCCCUUCUUCUCUUGUUGGAAACUUGACACAAUUGAGUGAGCUCUAUUUAAAUGAUAAUCGAUUGCAAGGAAAAAUACCUUCAAGUCUUGGAAGAUGCCAAUAUUUGUUACGUUUGGACUUUUCCAGUAAUAGUUUACAUGGUGUCAUCCCCAAAGAGAUAUUUAAUCUUUCCAUGUUAAUAGAGCUAAACUUGAGUAAAAAUUCUUUCUUUGAUUCUCUAACUUUGGAAGUGGGUCGAGUGACCAAUCUCGAAAUCCUAGAUGUUUCUGAGAACAUGUUGUCUAGAGAAAUCCCUAGCACCCUUGGUACUUGUACAAGCCUAGAGCAACUUUUUAUGGAUGGUAACUUAUUUCAAGGAUCUAUUCCAUCAUCUUUGAGUUCUCUAAGAGGUCUUCAAGAUUUAGAUCUUUCACACAACAACAUCUCCGGUUUGAUCCCAAAAUACUUGGUUACGCUUAAGUUGUUACAAAAUUUAAAUUUAUCAUUUAAUCAUUUGGAGGGUGAGGUAGCAGUAGAUGGAGUCUUUCGAAAUUCGAGUGCAAUUUCAGUCAUUGGAAACAAUAAGCUUUGUGGAGGUCUACCAAAACUUCAUUUGCCAGCAUGCCAAACUCAAAAGGAGAAAGAUGGCAGACAUCAUGUUUUCAAGCUGAUAAUCAUCAUAUGUGGUUGUGGGGGCUCCCUAUGUCUAAUUUUUAUGAUUCUUCUUUUCAUUAUCUAUUGGAGAAGAAAAGAAAACAAAGAAUCCACUUUAUUUUCUAUAGGGGCUCGUCAUUUUAAGAUCUCUUAUGCCCAACUCCUUAAAGCUACCGAUGGAUUUUCUUCAGCAAAUUUGAUUGGAGUGGGGAGUUUUGGUUCUGUGUACAAAGGAAUUCUCAAUUAUGGGGAAACUAUUGUUGCAGUAAAGGUCCUCAACAUUAGACAAAGAGGUGCUUCCAAGAGUUUCAUGGUUGAAUGUGAGUCCCUUAGAAACAUCCGCCAUCGUAAUCUUGUAAAAAUCAUAACAUCUUGCUCAAGUAUAGAUUUUGAAGGCAAUGAUUUUAAGGCUUUAGUAUAUGAGUUCAUGCCCGGUGGGAAUUUGGAGAGUUGGUUACAUCCACAUGCAAAUGGCAUACAAGAUGAACAAAGGAAUUUAAACCUUGUUCAAAGAUUGAAUAUUGCCAUUGAUAUGGCAACUGCAUUGGAUUAUCUUCACCACCAUUGUCAUACGCAGAUUAUUCAUUGUGAUCUAAAGCCAAGCAAUAUUCUUCUCGAUGAUGAUCUGACUGCACAUUUGGGUGAUUUUGGGAUAUCAAGAAUACUUUCCAAAGCAACAAGUCGAUAUCAAAAUCACACAAGCUCAAUCGGAAUAAAGGGAUCGAUUGGAUACAUUGCACCAGAGUAUGGUGUAGGUGUUGAUGUCUCAAUGCAUGGUGAUGUCUAUAGCUAUGGGAUUCUCUUGUUAGAGAUGUUCACAGGGAAGCGGCCUACUCAUGAAAUGUUCAAAGAUAACUUUAAUCUACACUGUUGGGCUCAGAUGGCUUUGAAUGAUGGAGUGAUUGCUAUAAUUGACCCAUCACUUCUUCCCAUGGAAGAAGAUGAAAAAGAUGCAACUGUAAUCACCAUCACUGGAAGUCGAAGCGUGAAGGAUAGAGUGCAAGAGUGUCUUAAUUCAAUUAUUAGAAUUGGAAUUGUCUGCUCUGCUAAAUCACCAUGUGAUCGAAUGGACAUAAAUGAUGUGGUCAAAGAGCUACAUUUGAUCAAGGACAUUUAUCUUGGAGAUCUGGUCACCAAGGUGACUCUAUUUUCCGGUCCCAGUAAGGCUGGCUUGUAUGACUUCACUCCUGCAUCCACUCCUUCUGCGCAUUUGACGUCUGGCUCCUCCUAUGAUCGUUGGUACCAUCGUUUGGGUCAUCCACAUGAUCGUGCUCUUCAUCUCAUGGUUCUGGAUCAGCGUCUUCCUCAGACUCCUCAUCUAUGUUCUGCUUGUCAAAUGGGCAAGGCCCAUCGUUUACCUUUGCAUGAAACUGCUUCUCGUGGUUAUUUUCCUUUAGAUUUAAUUUUCAGUGAUGAAUCCAUGAAUCUAGUUGGCUACAAGUGGGUCUACAGGGUUAAACGCAAGGCUGAUGGUUCUGUUGAGCGAUAUAAAGCCCGCCUUGUUGCAAAAGGCUAUCACCAACAACCAGGUCUGGAUUACAAUGAAACAUUCAGUCUUGUGAUCAAACCCACCACUAUUCGUACCAUUUUGUCACUGGCAGUUACGAAUGGCUGGUCGGUCAGACAGUUGGAUGUCUAG